AUGGCCGAGCUAAAGGCCUACAACGGCUACGCUCUGUGGAUGUACCUCCCGAAUGUACCAGCCGCCGCUGUGCUUACCAUUCUGUUUGCCCUUGCGACAGCCGCCGUCGCUUGGCAAAUGGUCAGAACCAAAGCAUGGUAUUGUUCAGUUUUUGUCAUCGGUGGAGUCUUGGAAAUUGUUGGCUACAUAGCACGAGCUGCUGCCAGGAACAAGACUGACGAGCUUAUCCCUCAUGUUAUCCAGAGCGUUUUCAUUCUAGUGGCCCCUGCACUCUUCGCGGCAUCUGUUUACAUGACAUUGGGCCGCAUCAUCAAGAGUAUCCAAGCCCAGCCGCUCUCGAUCAUCCGUGUGAAGCUGCUUACAAAACUAUUUGUUAUGGGCGGUAUCGUACCGUUUGCAGUCCAGUCUGGUGGCGCUAGCAUGAUGGCUGUAUCGGAUGACCCGAAGCUGGGCGAAGGCAUGAUCAUCGCCAGCCUCGUUGUGCAGAUCGUCGUGUUCGGUAUGUACAUUGUUACCUCUGCCAUCUUCCACCACAGCGUCAGAACGCAAAGACGGAAUGUAUAUGCUAAUUAUGGUGACAAUUGGGUGAAACUCCUUAUUAUGCUUUUCGUCGUCAGCACCCUGAUCAUGGUCCGGUCUGUCUUCAGGGUGGUGGAAUAUGUUAUGGGACAGGAUGGUUACCUUUGA
This is a messenger RNA of Fusarium redolens, 687 nucleotides long. RefSeq names its product RTA1 like protein-domain-containing protein. The record is from RefSeq and is a predicted model, not a curated record. The transcript is spliced from 2 exons. Gene Ontology annotation, cellular component: membrane. Lineage: Eukaryota; Fungi; Ascomycota; Sordariomycetes; Hypocreales; Nectriaceae. The coding region runs from base 1 to 687 and encodes 228 amino acids.